Molecule: messenger RNA, 870 nt
Organism: Conger conger (European conger)
Lineage: Eukaryota; Metazoa; Chordata; Actinopteri; Anguilliformes; Congridae
Product: class A basic helix-loop-helix protein 9-like
Exons: 1
Coding region: 1-870 (289 amino acids)
Biological process (GO): developmental process; regulation of transcription by RNA polymerase II
Molecular function (GO): RNA polymerase II transcription regulatory region sequence-specific DNA binding; protein dimerization activity; DNA-binding transcription factor activity, RNA polymerase II-specific
Source: RefSeq, a predicted model, not a curated record
AUGAUGGCCGGCCCAUCCAGUUUUGCAGAAUCUGAGUUCUCUGAAGUGGAACAAGAGAUUGACCCAUUGGUUCAGCCUAAGGAUGUCAUAGUUGGAGCCAGCACCAAGAAGCUGGUCCCAGACAGUGAGAGUUCGGGCAGCAGCCCCAGCAAGGCUGAAAAUAGCAAGUCCCGGAGGAGGAGCCGGUUGGGUCGCUCCAAGACGAGGCGGGUGGCAGCCAAUGUCCGUGAGAGGAAACGCAUCCUAGACUACAACCAGGCCUUCAAUGCCCUGCGCCUGGCCCUCAGGCAUGACCUUGGAGGGAAGCGCUUGUCCAAGAUCGCCACACUCCAGCGUGCUAUCAAGCGAAUCUCCUCACUGUCUGCCUUCCUGCAGGCCAACCCUGCUGCGGCCACUCAGCCUUGCAGCCACCGCGAGUGCAAUCAAGAGGCAGGCGUGAAGGGAUGGGAGGGAAAGGAAGAAGCUUUUCAGGUCGUUCCAGAGAGCUACCUGCCCCAGCAGCAUCCAUCACCAUACCUGACUCAAAUCCAUGGACAUGUGUGCUCGCUGUCCUCUCAACAACAACAUUACAUGGAUGCAAAAAGACUGGUCACCUUUUCCCCACCCUCACCUAACUAUCCCCCUUACUCCCCUGAGACACAGUUCAACCUGCCCCAGAAUCACUACAGGAACCCCCAGGAGGAGCUGCACAGCCCCCCAUUCUACAGUGGCAGAUGCAGUGCCAGCCCUGGCCACCAUUUUGGGUCUUGUACAUCUUCUGAUGAGACCCAUAUGGACACCUUUGUAAACAGCUGUGUCACAAUGCCCCUGUCCUGGCAGAUUAAUCACCACCUCUGGACGAGACACAAGCAGUCUCUAACCAUGCACUGA